Messenger RNA from Argiope bruennichi, 1563 nucleotides. RefSeq names its product zinc finger protein 436-like. Lineage: Eukaryota; Metazoa; Arthropoda; Arachnida; Araneae; Araneidae. Gene Ontology annotation, molecular function: DNA-binding transcription factor activity, RNA polymerase II-specific; RNA polymerase II cis-regulatory region sequence-specific DNA binding. Gene Ontology annotation, biological process: regulation of transcription by RNA polymerase II; central nervous system development. The record is from RefSeq and is a predicted model, not a curated record. The transcript has a single exon. Gene Ontology annotation, cellular component: nucleus. Bases 1 to 1563 code for a protein of 520 amino acids.
AUGGAUCAAUGCCAUUGCAAACGUUGCGGUAAAACAGUGACACGUGUUGAGGAUCACCCUUGCUUGUUCCACAAGAAAUUUGAUUACAGGUAUUCACAAUCACGGCCAGCAGAAUCGGAAAAACACCAUGAUGAAAUAAAAGACAAAACUACGGAGAAUUCGAAUGACAGUUCUCGGUGUUUAAGUCCAGCUUCAGGCAAAAACGAAAAUAAAAAAUCUCAGCUCAUGAAUUUGUUGCUGUUUCAAAAUAAUGAAAAAGAAAAAUCGCUUUCCUCAAAGAAAAACAUUGUUAAGACUUUUUCAGAGAAUUCUGGUAAGGAACAACAAAGGACUCCUUCUGAUAGUUCAUACUUUAAUCCUUUUUCGAAUGCUCAGUUGAUUGAAGUCCAAACUAAUGAAAAUGCAUCUUUUACUACUUCUUCAGGAAAUGUUGUAUCCGGUUACAGAACUGAAAACAACCAAUGCGAAGCUUACGAAAAAAUGAUCGUUGUCACCAGAACAAGUGCUAUCGAUAUGCAAAAGCAAAUAGGAUCAGAUUUGAUGCAUGCGACAACUGAUGAAGAAUAUAAGAUGUCUCUUGAAAAGAGAAAAUGGCAGACAUUAAAUAACGAUAAAAAUAGUUUUAUGGACUCUCUAGAAUGUGUAAUAAGAAAUUCUUUUUCAGAUAACAAAAAUGCUUCUGUAACUGCGAAUGUCAUUUUGGAACUUGAUCUCCCACCAGAAAGUAAGAAGCCAAGAAAUGACAAAAGGGGUGUAUCAGAGAAUAUAAAUAAACAUAUUGCACUGGAAGUGAACUCUCAUCUUUAUUAUAAGAACGGGAAAAGGGCUGCCAACGCGAAAGAAGCAAUAUGUAACAAGGAAGCUGACAAUGCUGUGGCUGGGCCUUCCGGAUUCAGUUCUCGUAAGAAGAAAUUGGAUAAGACCUCCAGUGAGAAAGAUGCUCUUAAAACAAAUGAUCGAAGAUACACAGCCUAUAAGCGCUUUUUUUGCGAUAUAUGCAAGAAGCAGUUCUCUCAAAAAUCAAGUCUCAACCGACAUUACAUAACCCACACAGGCGAAGCGCCUUAUGUAUGUGAUGUAUGCGGAAAAAUUUUUUCUCAGAAAACCGAUUUCAUCAUCCAUCAUCGAUUCCACACCGGUGACAGACCCUUCGUGUGCGAAGUCUGUAAUAAAGGUUUUGCUCAUAAAGGGAAUCUUAUUGCACAUUUAAAGAUGCACACUGGAGAAAAGCCUUUUGUAUGUGAUGUUUGUAAUGAAGCUUUCGCUCAAAAGGGUACUCUUCAAACGCAUGCUCGUACCCACACUGGAGAAAAGCCUUUUGUAUGUGAUGUUUGUAAUGAAGCUUUCGCUCGAAAGGGUACUCUUAAAACACAUGCUCGUACCCACACUGGAGAAAAGCCUUUUCUAUGUGAUGUUUGUAAUGAAGCUUUCGCUCAAAAGGGUACUCUUAAAACACACGCUCGUACCCAUACUGGAGAAAAGCCUUACAAGUGUCCAAUUUGUGGAAUGGCUUUCACGACCAGCAGCCUUUGUAAUAGGCAUCGGAGAAGAGUGCAUAAGUGA